Halteromyces radiatus is the source of this 2285-nucleotide messenger RNA. RefSeq lists its product as uncharacterized. The transcript has 5 exons. Gene Ontology annotation, biological process: positive regulation of transcription by RNA polymerase II; meiotic cell cycle. Lineage: Eukaryota; Fungi; Mucoromycota; Mucoromycetes; Mucorales; Cunninghamellaceae. Bases 194 to 2110 code for a protein of 638 amino acids. The record is from RefSeq and is a predicted model, not a curated record. Gene Ontology annotation, cellular component: nuclear chromosome. Gene Ontology annotation, molecular function: DNA-binding transcription factor activity; DNA binding.
UUUUUUUUUUUCUUGUCACGAAUUCUGUUCUCUUUUAUCACUAUUUUUAUUGAAAAGAGUACUCUUCAUUUCGUUACCCAAUCUUUUCAAAGUGGAUCUAUAUUAUAUCCCUUACCCCCUUAUUUUAUUAUUCUCUUUGUCCAUUUGUAUAUGAGUAGAUAAACCUACAAACAAUCAUACAUAUUUUAUUCUAAUGUUACAUCCUCUUCCUCAACCUCAAUCACCUUCUGUACAACCUUCAUCCGAUCCUCUUGAUAUGCAAGCUACUGGUAUAGAUUAUUCUUCUAGAGACGUACCUUCUAGUCAUCAUCCUUAUUCAAAAACCAUACCUUCUAUUAUUGAAUCUAAUACAAACGUCCAUCCAACAGUUAAUACAACAACAACAACUACUACUACUACUACUGCUACUUCAACCAUGACUUCACCUUCUUCUUCAAGUCCUGUCAAAUCCGAGUCUCCGAUAAGGUCGUGCCCAAAUGUAUCAAUGUCUCAACCUACUACGCCUCGACCAACAGGAUCUCCUAAUUUUCAACCAGUACAAUCUAUUACUCAACCUUCUUCACCAAAAGAAGAUUAUCAAUUACAGCAACAAUAUCAUUCUCAUGAAGCAACAUCUCCUUAUGUGAUGGGUAGUACCAGAGGCAAACGUCGUGAUUCAGAAUAUACAAGUACACCUACAUUUGGAAUGACAAAAUACAAUGGCAAUAUCUAUGCAACUGAUAAAUCCACUAUUUUGGAUGUUCGUAUUCAAUCAAAGGUGGAUCGUGGAUUUUUCUUGGCUGAUAAUGAUUGGACUUGUUAUCGUCGAAAUUACUUUCAAAUCAGUAGUUCCUUUUCAUUACAAGGAGUGGUGGUACUUUAUGAUGGACAAGAUCUCCCAUGUUUGGUACAACAUCAAGAUAUGCUUCAUCAAGUGGAACAAUUCUAUCUUGGAAUCUCUGCUCGUUUAUCGGAUUGUGAUAAGAAAAUCUCAUUAGUACAACAUACUGCAAAACGGGAUAAGGGACCUCAAAGUACACCUGAACCAAAACCAAUUCGUCCUGGCGGCAAUCUCUCAUUUAGCACUGUAGGCGCCAAUCAAUCUAUUGUGACAUUUGAUCGUAUUCAAUUCAAAUCGGCUACUGCCAAUAAUGGUAAACGACGUGCUGCUCAACAAUAUUAUAUAUUAGUGAUGGAAUUAUUUGCAAAGGUGCGUUCAUCUGGAGAAUUGAUUUCCGUGGCUACAACUGAAUCUCAAUAUCUUGUUGUCCGUGGUCGUAGUCCUGGUCAUUAUGCAGAAUCUCAUGGUUCAUCAUCAGCAGGAAUAAAUGAUGGAACGGUUGGGGGUCCUAUUCGUCGUCAUCAUCAUCAUCCAACAUUGACAUCUCCGCCCAUGAUCCCCGGUCAUCCAACUUCUUAUUCAUCACAUGCGCCACCUCCAUCUGCAAUGUAUGCAUCAGACUAUUCAUCCUAUGAUUAUCCAACCUCAGCUCAUAGUGGAAAUGGAAUUCAUUAUGCCUAUGCACCUCACGCAGGCGUGCCAAUGGUGCCAAGUGGAUCUUCAUCUUCACCAAAUGGAUCAUACGAAUAUCAUCCUCCUCCUCAGCACCCAUAUCCUGGACAUCCAGUGCCACCAAGAUCAGAUCAUGUUUAUGAAUAUCCUCAUCAUCCUCAACAACAACAUUAUACAUCUUUGCCUCCACCAAUGCAUCGUUCAGAAUCAGCUCCAUCGACCUAUGAUCAUUUCAAAGACGAAGGACAACAACAAUGGGCACGUGUUCGAAUGUCAUCGACGCCUGGACAUCAUCAUCAUCAUCAUCAUCAUUCUCCAAACACUGAUCAUGCUGGCUCUCCAUUUAUCCCUCAUGCAUCUUCUGGUACUCCCACCACUCCUGUCCAUGAACAUCCAUCAUCUCAUCAUCAUCAUACCUAUUAUUCUCACCAUCAACAAAUGCCUUAUUACCAUCAUCCAUCUCACUAUGGACAUCCUGAAAGUUCGACGCCCGUCGAUGUCUCAAAUUAUCAUCAUGGUUAUUCUUCCCAUUGGCAACCAUGGCGUCAAGGCAAUAUGUCACAACAAAAUUAUCAACAAGAGGAACAUAUCAAGAUGGAAUCAAAAUCGCACAAAUAAUUGAAAAUAAUGGAGUGAUAAGAUGUCUCUUUUUUUUUAUGUAUGUACCUUUUUUCUUUUUAUUCUUAUUAUUGCUUUAUCAAAUAUCAUCUUUUACCUUCUUCUUUUUACAUAUACACAUAUAUACACACAUUUUCAUAAUAAAAGAAAAACCAAAUUAUCUAGUCUCACAAAA